CCCUGUACUCUAAAAAAAAUCUAAUAAAAACCAAAUCACUAAGCUGACUGAUCAAAUAAGUCAAUUAAACCAAAAAACCUCUAUUUUUCCGUUCAAAGAUUAAAAACGAAAUUUCAACUUUAGUCUCAUACUCUCAUGCCAUGGUUGACAUAAAUACGCCAAACCCAAACUCUACCCAAAAGAACCAACCAUCUCAUAUUCUCUCCAAGUGGCCGGCAUAUUAGACCAAACUUCCUUUUCUUUUUAAAUCUCCCCUUAAAAUUCAAAUUCUUGUUUAAUUUACUACUCUUUUAGCAUGAAAUCUUUGAUUUCAUCUUCUUAUUUUUCUCAAAAAAGUUUUAAUGGGACAACAGAACAGCACCAAUGAAGCCGCCGGAAGAAAGAUGACGAAAAUUUGUCGCAAAAUAGUUCGAUUCGACAUUAAAAUAGUAUUUCGCCGUUUAUUCCGGUUUAUCUGGAAUCGUAUUUUUGUUUGUUCUCAUUGUCAUACUAUCUUUAAAAAACCCGUUUGGGCUCAUUACCGCCGUAUUGACCCGCCCACUUUACCUGAAAUUGUUGAUGAAGUUGAGGUGGUUGAUUUUCUAAGUGGGUAUGAAAGUGAUUCCAAUUUGGUUAAUCUUAAGAUUAGUUUGUUGGGUGAUUGUCAAAUUGGCAAAACUACCUUUGUUAUUAAAUAUGUAGGAGAUGAACAAGAGAGGAGAUGUUUACAAAUGAAGGGUUUGAAUUUAAUGGAUAAAACAAUGAGGGUUAAAGGAGCUCGUAUAGCUUUUAGCAUAUGGGAUGUUGCAGGUGAUCAAGAUUCUUUGGAUCAUGUACCAAUAGCUUGUAAAGAUGCAGUUGCAAUCUUGUUCAUGUUUGAUCUUACUAGCAGAUGUACUCUUAAUAGUGUAAUUGGGUGGUACAAUCAAGCCAGGAAAUGGAAUCAGACAGCAAUUCCAAUAUUGAUAGGCAGCAAGUUUGAUGAUUUUGUUAGGCUUCCUCUAGACUUACAGUGGACGAUUGCCACUCAGGCGAGAGCAUAUGCAAAGGCAAUGGAAGCAACACUAUUCUUCUCAAGUGCUACACAUAACAUAAAUGUUAACAAGAUAUUCAAGUUCAUCAUGGCCAAACUCUUUAACUUACCAUGGAAUGUACAGAGAAACCUCACCAUUGGAGAACCCAUUAUUGACUUCUAGUCUAAUUUCAAUUGAAUCAUUUGCAAACUACAGCCUUCAAAGAUAAGGAGACUACGAAGCCAGUCAAGGGUAUCUUAGGAAAAUCCACACUUUGCUGCAAUGGUGCUCACUUUAGUAAGUUGAAGAUAGUAAUUACUAAUUCUCAAAGAUAAAACUUUGAUGUUGUAAUUCAUAAAGCCCUAAAUUUGAAGGCUGUAGUUUGUAAAUGAUUUAAUUUUAAUUUCUUAUGCUAUGCCUUCUUCCACGA
Molecule: messenger RNA, 1422 nt
Organism: Amaranthus tricolor (Joseph's coat)
Lineage: Eukaryota; Viridiplantae; Streptophyta; Magnoliopsida; Caryophyllales; Amaranthaceae
Product: septum-promoting GTP-binding protein 1-like
Molecular function (GO): GTP binding; GTPase activity
Source: RefSeq, a predicted model, not a curated record